Molecule: messenger RNA, 1550 nt
Organism: Rubroshorea leprosula
Lineage: Eukaryota; Viridiplantae; Streptophyta; Magnoliopsida; Malvales; Dipterocarpaceae
Source: the annotation of a GenBank genome assembly
UCUGCAGCCGACGAACCCCCCCAGCCACCGCCACCCAUUUUUGGCCGGAAAUCCGGCAAAGCUUGGGGAUUUCUCCCUAUUUUCUUGUCUUAGAACACCUGUUGAACCCAGAAAAUCCCAAAUCUGCGUCUUCCUCCCUCUGUUGUCCGUCGGCUGCUAUGUGGGUGUGAGGUUUUUGGGCUUUUCUGGUAAGAUUUAGCCAUGAAUCCCUCUCUUCAACUUUGAUUUAGGCUGGGUUUGGUUUAAUUGCUUUUGUUCCUUCCAAUUUUUGGGUAGCCGCAAGUUCCCCUGCAGAAUUUCUUCUUCUCUGCCGUCGGCUUCACCCCCCCUUACUAGGCUCGGUUUUGCUUGCUAAAUUCUGGUAAGUAGCCGUCUUUUCCAAGCUUAAAAUGACCCAUUUAAUGGCUGGGUUUUGUCCAUUAGUUGAUGCUCUGUUGGGAGUUGUAAACACUGGCACUAUUACUGACGCCUACCAGUGGGAGUUUGUAAACACUGGUACCAUUACUGACGCCUGCCAGUGGGAGUUUGUAAACACUGGCCAUGACUUAUAGAUGAGACUACUGAACUGAGUUUUCUUCUGCAUGUAACGGUUUGUUAUGAAACGUUUUGUUAUUGAACUGAAUCCGAUUUCCGCAUUAAUGGUUUAUCAUUAAAAGUCUGUUACGCUUACACGGUUUAUCUGGCAUGCUUCAAAGUUUUACCCAAGGGCUAUCCAUAUUUACUUACUGAGUUUAUCUCAUAGUUUUCCUUGUCCACCAUUUCAGGAAGCGAAACCGAGGACGGGGAAACCGAGGGGAGUGACGAAUUAGAAGGCUAGCCAUUCAAUUGGGGUAUAAGUUUUAGAUUUUAUCAUCCUUUUGUAAGGUUGAUUUUAUUCAUGAGAUUUUGUGAUUUGGAUAAGUUCCGAGCCUUGUGCACUUGUGGGACUCGUCUCACGAGUGCACGGCGUCUGCCACGUCCCUGGAUUUGGGUUCUGGGGCGUGACAGCUAUAACCAAGGAAAAUCAGUAUACAAAAAAAUGAUUUAGCAGUUCACAUUUAUGUCAAACAUGUGUAGCUAACGACUUAAGUCCAAAAAGGAUCUAAGUCCAAAAUACUGACUAGCUGUCUAGCUCGUCACUCCCCCUGGUUAACCGUGCCUCGGAUCUCACUACUUGAAAUGGUGGACAAGGAAAACUAUGAGAUAAAAUAUCUCAGUAAGUAAAAAUAUGGGUAGCCGGUGAGUAAAAUUUAAGCAUGCAUGAUAAACAGUUUAACAUAACAAAACGUUCAAUGAUAAACAGUUAAUGUAGGAUAAGCUUCAGUAGUAGUCACCUCUAUAAGUCAUGGCCAGUGUUUAACUCUCACUGGCAAACGUCAGUAAUAACCAAUGUAUUGUCCCAUUAGCAGGAUUUCAGUAAUGAACCGGUCCUAUCGGUAAACAUGUCGACAUGUGCUAGCGUUUACAAACCUCCCACUAGUGGGCACAGUAAAACAUGACCAUAUUGGAGACAAAAUCAUGCAGGAUUUACAAGAAAAAUCCGUAAUUCGCAAUCAAUCUCAAAUUCCAAG